CCCGACGGCGACGGCAGCGACCGAGGAAGUGGUUCCUGAUGUCUUCGAGGGCGACCAUGCCAACGCGAAUGAUAUCCGAAUGCCGAGCGCGCCCGCAUAUAAAACCCAGCACGUCCGCCCGAGGGGCUCUUCCCCAUUCCCUCCGUCCUUCACGUUCUUUUUCUCCAAGUCCAUUCUUUUGGUCCCGGCGGCCCAGGUUCUUCGUUCUUUCAGCCCAUCUUCUCAUUACAGGCCUCAGUCCUCCUCAUUCUCCACCGUUUGAUACGGAUUUCCCUCUCAUUCUUCGCAUCUAGCCAAUCCACGACUUUUGAACUUCUUCAUCAUGCGUUUCUCCGCUGUUCUUGUUGCUCUCGCCUCCUUCACGAGCGUCCUGGCGGGCCCGCUGCCCCUCGCGGCGCGUAUUGCGCGCGGGGAGAUUGAGCAGGCUGUCCGUGCUGCCGAUGUCGAGGCGCGCGCGAACGCCGUCCCUGUCGUAGUGUCGAACCUCGUGUGCGAUGACAGUGGCGACACCCUCGUCUCGCACGACGUCAACGUCGCCCAGCUCCAGAUCUGCGGCGGCAUCGCCGGCAGCAUCCAGAAGUGCCAGGGUAACCCCACUUCGACCACGGGCGUCUCCGGCACCGCCACCUUCACCAUCGACCCCGUCGAGGAGGGCGACACGAUCAACGUGUCUAAGGGCCGCUGGGAGCAGCACAUCAAGGCCGCGUUCAAGCAGUGCGGCCAGGACGUACCCUUCACCGCGACCUUCCGUGCCGGCGCCGCCAAGGGCGACAUCGAUGUGACGCUCACGCGCACGGCGGGGACGAGCAAGAAGGCGAGGUCGGAGGAGGCGAGGAAGGCGCGCCGCAACGUGCCGCGGAGGUUCCAUGGGAUUGAAGCGAGGGAUAUCUAGAGGAAGGAUUCUUGGGAUUGAGUUACUGUAAUCGGGCUCUUCGGGCGAAUAUCUUUUGCUGGGUCAAUGGAAUGGGACUUAUUCCGA
Messenger RNA from Schizophyllum commune H4-8, 979 nucleotides. RefSeq lists its product as uncharacterized. The record is from RefSeq and is a predicted model, not a curated record. Bases 323 to 892 code for a protein of 189 amino acids. NCBI's taxonomy places the organism in Eukaryota, Fungi, Basidiomycota, Agaricomycetes, Agaricales, Schizophyllaceae. The transcript has 3 exons.